Dermacentor andersoni is the source of this 1499-nucleotide messenger RNA. It is a transcript of the gene Dsp1, whose product is annotated as Dorsal switch protein 1. NCBI's taxonomy places the organism in Eukaryota, Metazoa, Arthropoda, Arachnida, Ixodida, Ixodidae. Gene Ontology annotation, molecular function: DNA binding. The record is from RefSeq and is a predicted model, not a curated record. Gene Ontology annotation, cellular component: nucleus.
CGUGGGCUGCUCGGUACUGAGGAAGCCAUCGCUGCGGUGAGUGUCGACUUGUUUAUUGCAAAUCUUCCCAACGAAAUACCUUGGAGCCUCCAUCUUGUGCGCAAUUCUCGUGACAUUCGGCUGACAAGUUAUCAACAUGGGCAAAGGAGACAAGCCUCGCGGCCGGAUGUCUGCGUACGCCUUCUUCGUGCAGACCUGCCGGGAGGAGCACAAGAAGAAGCACCCGAACGAGAACGUGGUGUUCGCCGAGUUCUCGAAGAAAUGCGCCGAGCGCUGGAAGACCAUGAGCGAGAGCGAAAAGAAACGCUUCCAUCAGAUGGCCGACAAGGACAAGAAGCGCUUCGACACCGAGAUGGCCGACUACAAGCCGCCCAAGGGCGACAAGUCCAAGAAGCGCAAGCGCGCAAAGGACCCCAAUGCACCCAAGCGCCCCUUGUCUGCUUUCUUCUGGUUCUGCAAUGACGAGAGACCCAACGUGCGCCAGGAGAGCCCAGAUGCCUCUGUCGGUGAGGUGGCAAAAGAGCUGGGUCGGCGAUGGAAUGAGGUUGGCGACGACGUCAAGUCAAAGUACGAGGGCCUGGCUGCCAAGGACAAGGCGCGUUACGAGAAGGAACUGAAGGCCUACAAGGGAAAGAAGCCCAAGGCUGCAUCUCCACCAAAGGAGAAGGCCAAAAAGAAGGAAGAGGAUGAUGACGAAGAUGAUGACGAUGAAGAAGAUGAGGUUGAGGAUGCUGAAGAUGAUGAUGACGACGACGAGGAUUGAGAAGCAUCACUCUUACGCAUACACUUCAUUUUCUUUCCCCCGUCCUCCUGUUCGUUUUAUUUCUUUUCCAGACUUCUGGCCUUGUGGCUAUGCCACUUGUGUUCAUAGUUGCCGUUUACUUUUAUUUUUGGUUAACUCUUCAGUUUUCUUUCCUUUUUUUUUUAUUUGCAGGGUCCCAGUUAUGCAUUAUUCUAAAACAGAUAAAAAGCUCUGAUGGGGCCCCAAAACGGGUGUUAUAAUCUUUCUCCCCUGUUUGAUGCAGGCAAAGCGGCUGCCUCCCCCCCUUUUUUUCCCCACUUACUUUUCUCCUCCCGUCUUUUGUACAUGUGUGCAUGUGGAGUAACAAGCAAGAUACUGUUUUAACUUAAUUACUGUAAAAAUUAACUAAAACGCUUCAUCAUUGGCGUACGCACUGUGAGCAUACCACAUCGUUGCCCAUUUUGAAGAUCACCUAGCUGCACCUCAAACUCGGGGUUUUGUCAUAUGUUUUUGCACUGAUGUGUGAUGUAAGACUGUAUAUACUUUUUUUUUCCCCGAGGCUUUGCUGGCCCACAUGGGUUUUAAUUUCCGGUGCCACAUGUACUGUCUCGGGCUUUCAGUUGUGUUCUGUUAUCAUACCUCAUUGCUAAUUCACCUCUUUUGCUCAUUCGUCAUUGCUAUUCGACAAGACUCAUUUUAGUGGCAUAACUAUUUUUUGUAUCGAUGGCUUUCAAUAAAGACAUUUAGUAUGUCGCAA